This is a messenger RNA of Ceratosolen solmsi marchali, 4712 nucleotides long. RefSeq names its product WW and C2 domain containing protein kibra (gene kibra). Lineage: Eukaryota; Metazoa; Arthropoda; Insecta; Hymenoptera; Agaonidae. Gene Ontology annotation, cellular component: cytoplasm. Bases 480 to 4520 code for a protein of 1346 amino acids. The transcript is spliced from 17 exons. Gene Ontology annotation, biological process: cell migration; regulation of hippo signaling; regulation of DNA-templated transcription. Gene Ontology annotation, molecular function: kinase binding; molecular adaptor activity. The record is from RefSeq and is a predicted model, not a curated record.
AAAAAGAAGUUUGUUAAGUGCAGUGCUCAAUACGUGUACAUACGUAUAAUUAAUUAUUUUAUCAUAGGUAAACAUUUAUUGUUUUUUGUGAUAAAAAGAAUGAACUUCGCAGCUGCUUUUUCUUGUUUACACAAGAAGAGAUAGCAUUAGCAGUUUUUUUCUCUUACCUAUACGUAUACGUAAAAAAUUCAUCAAAAAAGAAAGAAGAAAAAAGAAAGAGAAAAAAAGAGAGAGAGUGAAUAAACGUUUGCAUAUAUGUACAAAGAAUAUCACAGGAGACUUAGAGAGCCGCUUUGCUAGCAGCAACUAUACUCACUAUCAUGUUAACAGUGGAAUUCCACUCAAGAGGAAUCUGAAGGCGGGGACUCUGACGUCACUCCGCUCAUGAUAAUGAGGUAUUCAUGAUGGCGGACGUACUUACGAGAGAGAGAGAGAAAUUCACGUAUAUCUCCCUUCGCGUGAGUGCAGCGCAGUGAAAUAUGCCAAGGAGACGUAAUGGGGAGAUACCACUUCCGGAAGGGUGGGAUGUCGCGCAGGACUACGAUGGAAAGAUGUACUUUAUUGACCAUAACACAAGGAAAACGACGUGGAUCGAUCCUCGUGACAGAUUUACCAAACCGCAGACUUUUGCAGACUGCAUCGGUAAUGAGCUUCCACUCGGAUGGGAGGAAGCCUACGACAAGCACGUGGGUGUUUACUAUAUCAAUCAUGUUAACCAAACAACACAGCUCGAAGAUCCUAGACAGGAAUGGCGUGCUAUUCAGGAAGCCAUGCUUCGCGAAUAUUUACAAACCGCACAGGACGCACUUGAGGCGAAAAAAGAGAUCUAUGACGUGAAGCAACAGCGAUUAUGUUUAGCUCAAGAUGAGUACAAUCAUCUGAACAAUGCCCUCAGUACGCUCGGCACCUCUCGUAGCAGCCUUUGCUCGAGUUCCAGCUCACUCAGCACGAAAUAUGAUCCAGACUUAUUGAAAUGUGAUGUGGCGCUAGCCAGGAAGCGAGUUUCACGAUUAAAGCGUGAACUAGAGCAAAUUCGUGCGGAAAUGAAUUGUACGCAGCGCGGUGUUGACACCUUAGCAAGCGUGGAACAAAAGUUGAGUUCGCACCAUGCAGGCUGCUACAACAUAACAGAAGCCCAGGCGAUAAUGACGGAGUUGCGGAAUAUUCAAAAGAGUUUGAGCUCAGGAGAGAAAGAAAAGGCCGAACUCAUGCAGUCACUAGCACAGUUGAAAGAUGAGCUUACAAGGCUGCAGUUGUGCGAGGGCAGCCCCGAAGCAAGUACCUUGAGUUUGCCUCAAGAAAAGCUGAGUACUGCUUCACAGACCGAUCUAUCAGGUGAACUUGUACCCAUAGGUACAAGACUUGCCGAGAUGGCUAGAAUGAGGCUGCAGUAUGAUGAAGCCCGGAAGCGCAUCCAGCUUAUUCAGCAACAACUUGCUGAUCUUGAGGAGAAGGUAAUACCUGGACAGACGGAAAGCGACAAGGACAAGCUGUUAUUGUUUCAAGAGAAGGAACAACUAUUGCGCGAAUUGCGCAGUAUAACUCCUCAUACAAGAACACAUCAGGACAUGAAAAAAAUUCAAUCUGAGAUACGUAGGUUAGAGCAAGACCUCAACAAUGCCUUUGAGCUUUCCAACAAAACUAUAACAGACCGUGUUAGGCUCCAUGAGGAAAAGCAACUACUGCUGCAGCAGCUCAGAGAUGCACUCAAAUCGAUGGCGAUGCUCGAAAAUCAGUUGAAGAGUCUGUCGGCGAGCACGUUGUCGGUCAGUAGCAGCUCGAGUUUAGGCAGCCUCAGCACGACUAGUAGUAAGGGUUCGCUGAGUUCAGGGCUGAGUUUCACCGACAUCUAUGGUGGACCUCAAUACAUGGGUACAGCACAGCAAGAACGACCUGUCGAUAUGGUCGAUCUCCAUCGACGCGUUGAAAGGUUACUCAAGGGUUCUGAGCAAAGCAUUACUGUUGGCAACAACCUCGGCACACCCUCACCCGGCAGGUCCCAGCCUAGCCUCUCGCCCAGAUCCAGUUUGUCAAGCGUAUCGCCUCCAGUCUCGCCUCUCUAUGAAAACGCACCAAUUGGUCCACCGCCGGCCUAUGAGCAGAUUGAAUUGCAACGUCGACAGCAGCAGCGUCUCCUUUCCUCAAUAACGUCAACGCAUCUUGACAGAACGCAAUUGGAAGAUAAGCUUGUAGAGCUACGACUAAGUCAGCAAACAAUCCAAGAGCAACAAUGCUCUAGUGUCGAGUAUAAUCAGCAUCAUCCAAAUCAGCCUCAACAGCAGCACCAUCAGCAAUUACUCCAACAACAACCUAAACACACUCUCCUAUCACCCAUAGAUCUACAAUCAUGUAACAUGUCGCAGGGUAGUGGACUUGGCAGGCCGGCCCUUAUUGGAUUGACACAGGAGCCACCAUUGUCUCCUAUAAGUGAGACACCACCCCCGACGGGCAUAUGCUCACGUGCGAGCUCGUCGGGCACAAACACGCGUUCUGUGUCGGCAGCUGUGUCUGACGAAAGUGUCGCCGGAGAUUCUGGCGUAUUUGAGGCUUCCAACAGGAGGUUUUGUGGGAUAGUGGGUCCCGAGACUGUUAUUACAAGUGACGUCAACUUUGAAACCGCUCAAGUCCAAAUUAAACUUAGAUAUUCAGUUAGCGACGGACUCCUUCACAUCGGUAUCGAACGUGCAAGAAAUCUUGGCGCCCUCUUAAUUCCCGAAAGCAUGCAAGUAUAUAUAAAAGCAGCUUUGUUACCGAUGCAACUAUCAGUAAAUCAUGUAUGCUGUACGAAACCAGUUGUGGAUUUACGUAAGCCCACUUUUGGCGAAGCAUUCCCCAUUGCCGUACCAUUAAAUAAACUAUAUACAAAAACAUUACAAGUCAAUGUGUGGUGUACUAAUGAAGAGUCCGAGGAAUGCUUAGGUUCAGCUCAAGUUUCCCUGGCAGACUUUAAUCCAGAGACACCGAGCGUAAAAUGGUACAACAUCUUAUCAUUUCGUUUUAUGCAGCAUUCAGCUGACAGUGACUCUCGGCCCUCGCAGUCGUUAUCAAAUUCACAGCAACAGUUGUUGACAAGGCACGAUAAACAAGAAUCAGAUAUCUCGAUGUAUCGAAGUGGCAGUCAGAGCAGCAGCGUACAGAACACCAAAGAAGAAAGCAGCGACGAAAGCACAAUUAUAAGUUCGCAAACAUCGACCCUGACGCGUAAUCAGGGUUGCGAAGAGCUCCAAACCGCGGUUUCAUUGAGGCUUGAAGAGCUUGCCAAUUGCCUCAAGAGUCCUGAGGAAGAAGAGGAGGGGGUUGGUGAAAGUGAAAGUGAAAGCGGUGAAAGUGAGGACAGCGAUGAGGAAGGCAUUAUUGUUGAGUUUAUGAUUGAAGAAAAUAUCCUUGAAGAUGUAUUAGAGCACGAGGAGGAUGAAGAGCUGAUUGAAGAGAAAACAACAGUAGCGGUAGCAAAUCGCACCUUAGAUAAGGAAACAAACACUGAAUGUGUUUUUAUUCCAGAGCAGGGCAAGCAAAGGAAGCUUUCGGCGGCAGGAGUCGUACCUGGUGCAGUACACGACGAUAAAAACUCCAUUGUGAUCAAAAGAAGCCAGACUUUUUCACCAAGUGCAGCAGUCAGCAGAAAUCAUUACAUCUGUCGAUUGAACCGUAGUGAUAGCGAUAGCAGUAUGCCACUGUACCGUCGCGGUGGCCCUUUCCAACGAAAUUCAGUAGAGCGGCGCUCAUUGCGCUGGAGGCGUCCGUCAUCUGUUCUUAACUGCAAGUUACCUUCUUCGUCAUCGAAAUCCAGGUCGAACCACUUUUCGGCGACGACGCGCACCUCCCUUGACCUCGAGCUAGAUCUGCAAGCGCAACACGCGCGACUUACUAACCUGCACGACGAGCUCAACAGGUUACGCGAACUCAAACAGAGGCUCGAGCAAGCACGCGAAAAAGGUGAUGUUGACAUGGCUAGUUGGCUUCUCGAGGACGACAAGUUUCAAGUACUUAUGCAACAGGCCGAGAACGGCAAAAACGGCAAGAGCCUUGAGGAUAAAAAGGUUGAGAAAAUGCUGAGGAAGACUAGCAAAGAGAUUUAUAAGCUUAGGAAGACAAAAGCUGGCAAAGGCAAACCAGAUAUCAUAUCUUUUAAAGAGAAAAUGGCUUUCUUUACACGAGUAAACUUAAAUGUACCAGUACUUCCAGCCGAUGAGUUAACAUUGGAAAGAAACUUAGUACUUGGUCAAGACCAUCGUAGAUAUGCUUCUGAACCGGUGAAGACAAGUUUUAGUAGAAGCGGUGCAGUACACAAUCAUGUUAGUCGUAAAAUCAGUGGACCUUCGACUACCACUAUCAUUAAAGUUCCAACCAUCAUUAAUACGAGCAUCGCAACAAAUAGUGACAGAAGUAGCAAGAUUUUAAGGGAUGUGAUUAAAAGUGAACCACAAAUAGUCGGUGGACAGAAAGUGACUGGAGAAGAGGACGGCGAACCGAAGAGGUACGAAUAUGUUGUCGAUAGAGUGCUCGGAGUCGAAGUUUGAAAAAAACAUACAGUCAGCUGUUAAUCGUGCGAGUAUGUUAAUCGUAUGAUGUUCAAGUUGUUUCAAACUCUUAAUUGACGAUAUUGUACUUCAAAUAGUUAUGGAAGAAUUGAUUAUGCGUUUUAAAAUUUCUGUUUUAUAGCUAAAUUCAAACUAUCUCUUAAGCUAGUUAAAUAUAAAAUAUUAAUUAAA